Messenger RNA from Coregonus sp. 'balchen', 10940 nucleotides. Lineage: Eukaryota; Metazoa; Chordata; Actinopteri; Salmoniformes; Salmonidae. The record is from the annotation of a GenBank genome assembly.
AUGCCCCCAAAACCUCCUAACUCUUCAUGGGAGAAGUUGAAUGGUACUUUGAAUCCCCCAUCUUGUCCUAACCUGACUUUAACUAUAAAAUAAUCCUUUCCCCAAUAGUCUUUCUUGGUUUCAGUAUUUCUACGAGAUCGAAUCAGUGCCUUGGUAUUAUUUUGUUCAUCAUUUCCCUGUUUAGGUUGACCUGGAUAAAUCCAUAAUAUGGUUAACACGAUGAUGCAGCUCAGAGUCCCCCAAAAUCCCCAAAACCACCAUCCCAAUCCUGUCCCUGACCCACCUGCCUGGUACUUCCCCAUACCCACACCUCUAGGAACACCCCACAGUGAUGAAAGGUCAGGGUAGGGUUUCUUUGUUAACAGAGUUUACCCCCGAACCCUAGUGGGUCAGUUCUUCUCUUUAACUCUGUGUGUGUUCAACGGUGCUGGUAUGUGGGCGUACCUUUUUGCAGUGGGUAACGUGGACCCAAGUGGCUCUCUCAGCUAUUCUUACAGCGAAGGCAGUUACCAAUAGGACUUGGUAUGGUCCCUCCCAGCGGGGCUGCUUCCAGUCUUUCUUCUUUAAGGAUUGGAUCCACACCCAGUCACCUGGUUGGAUAGAGUGGGUUACCUUCUCCUUUAGUUCUCCUGUGGGACACAAAAUCUUUGACAUACGGAUUUGGUUAACGAACAGUCUCCUCAUAUGUUCUGCCAAUGUGUCUUCUGCCUCUAUGUCUGCCUGUUCUAGUCUACCUAACUUGGGCAUUCUGUAUGGUCUCCCAAAUACCUUCUCGAAGGGGGAUAACCCAUCUUUAUCUGGGGUUACUCUAAUGGUGAUCAACACUAUUGGUAGGCAUUGUACCCAAUUUCUUCCCUUCACUCCGUGAUAACUCUAUAAAAUCAAUUUCCAAUUGAUGGACUGGAUAUUUUGCCAGGGGAUAUUCCCCCUGGGGUGCUCUCUCUACCUUGGUGAUUAUUCUGUGCACAGAUGACACAUCUGUAACAAAAAAUUUUUUUUUAGUAGUUUGUUAUACCAUAGGCCAAGUGUUUCCUAAGUGUUUCCUAACCUGUUCCUGCUCUACCAAAGUUUUUCCUAACCUGCUCUACCAUCCCCCCUAUUGACACAUGACUUUACCCAUGUGUCAAUAUUUCUGCAUAUCAAAACGGUGACUUUAAUCAAAUUAAAAAAAAAUCUUUAUGCCAGACAUUAUCUCGUAGGAUUGCUCUUUCUUUUUUCCACAUGUUCAAUUCUUUAUCCUGUCUUCUUUACAGUAUGAAAAUGUAUGCACUCACUAACUGUAAGUCGCUCCGGACAAUAGCGUCUGCUAAAUGACCAAAAUGCAAAAUGUAAUCAAGAACAUAGGAAAUAUCUGUUUCCCCGUAUAUUCUUUCUGUCACCCUUCUUAAUGUCAUAUUUCACUAAUUUGCCAAUAUAAUCCCUUACUUCGUGUAAGUAAGCAGUGAUAUUUUGUUCCCAGGCAUCUAUAAAAAAAAAUGUUUGAUACGUUGUCUCCUACUGUCCCUUAACAUAUACUGUAGGGGAUUUCCCUCAAUCCUGGGAAAUAAAUAAAAAAACUCCCCCUCAGAACACAUCGGAUAACUCCACGUUUUAUUACAUUCACUAAACCUAUAAAUAACAAACCCAUAACCACUUUCCGGUAAUCUACUGAUUUAAACCUGUUGCAUUAAUUUAUUAAAAUAUAAACCUAUUGUUUAAUAAAUCCAGAACCUACAAAAAAUGUUUACUACGCCAUCAGCGUAAUAGUAAAAACGAUCUCCCAUUGUUCAACGUGAACUGUCUGCAUAACUCACUGUUGUAUAAACAAACUAUUCAGACAUCCGCUUCACAUUACCCUCUGCUUCAUUUACUAAAUCCUGGCAUUAGUCAAUUCUAUCCGCACACCACCAAAAACGAAUACAACUUGCAUACCCAUAACUAGAAAGCAUGAAUUUAAUACCAUUCUUGCUUAAACAAUGCAAUUCAACAUUUCUCAUCACCCAAUUUCUAUUACCUUUUUUUAACGCAGGAAAUCCUGUACAAUCUCUAUCCUCUACCGCUGUCUUUCCAUCUAACAUUACUUUAACAGAUAACCAAUUAUUUUUUAGUUAUAGUCAAAACAAACAAAACAUCUAUUCCCAGAGAUGCACUUAAACUACUCUGUUAUACUAACCGCUAUGUGGUGCUAGGACAAUCUCUUUCAUAUAAACUUAUCAAUUAGACCAGUCAGUCAAUGUUAUCUUACAUACUCUGCUUCCUUCCAACACUGCUUCAUUAUUCUUAGUGUUUGUUUAAUAAUCCUUUCUGAGUUCCCUUACUUCACUUUCCAUGAAUAUAAGACAUUCGCUUCUCUAGGCAUCGUAAACUACAUCCUAUUACCUCUGUUAUCAACUAAAAUUAUAGCCACCUCUUAUGAAACCCCCCAAUCCGUCAUUUUUUAGAAUACAGCAGAUAUCCCUGUUCUGUAUGUCGUGUUUUGUAAUAUUUGUUUUGUGUCCAGAACUCUGGGUCUUAUUGUUCAUGUCUGUUCUCUUAUGUUUAGAUAAGAACUGUACACAUGUCUUUCAUACCUAUACACCAUUCUUGUGUGUGUUCAAUAAAAUUUUUUUGAACAGAAUACAGCAGAUCUAGGCAACUGUCCUUUCUAAGUAGGCUACAAGUAACACCAAACACAUAUCGUAGUUGACCAGCAUAUAUUGAAUUUAUCGUCACAGUUUCUGUCGUUUCCAGGUUGUCACCGGCCUGUAUUUGAACCCCCAAUCUCAGAGGGCAGGUCUUUGUCUAUACGGAUGUAUCAUCCGCCCGUGCACGGUUUUCGGUGUCCCCCGGAAUGAUAGAAGACGGAUAUUGAUAUCCGGCUCGAAGGAUCAAGCUGUCGCGAGAAUUUUGUUAUCUCAAUGGUUGAUGUCAAACUCUUCUUAAAUCUUUGAAUAAUUCCCAGAUUUUAAUUAAACAAAGACCCAAUCCUGCAAUGGUCAGCCUUUAUUCAUUGAGAGCGCUCUGCAACAAAAUGGUCGUACAAUGUUUUUAUACACACGUCAGAGGAAAAACCCCACCCCGCUUUAGGCGGGCUGUAUUUUUCCACCGUACACAUCUUGUAAGCUCACACCUGGGUUUAGCUCAUGUGAUUUUCCUCUGCUCUCCUGACCAUCAGGUCACACACACACACACACACACACACACACACACACACACACACACACACACACACACAUGUUCUUAUCAUAGUCUACUCCUUGCUCGGGUAGGCUGCAUUUUUUUAGUUAUCGCUGUCCUCACAAUAUCCUGCAAGCCUUUUCACUCCCCUUUCCCUGUGUGUUUUUGGAACCAGUCUCCUGUUAUUGGUUUCAAUCGUUUUGCACUUCUGCUUGCCUAAUUACAAAACACAAAUACUCUGUUGCUGGGAUAUAAACACAUUUGAUUAACUCUCUAAGCUCUAGUCUACUAAUUAGUCAUACAUUUUUAGUUUAACUGAGGGUGUGACAUUUUUGUCAUAUCUUACUCACACAUUUCUUUAUCAGUUCCACACUUCGUCCAUUUAAGAAUGAUGGCGCCAACUGUGUUCUUGGGGACCUUCAAUGCUGCAGAAAUGUUUUCGUACCCUUCCCCAGAUCUGUGCCUCGACACAAUCCUGUCUCGGAGCUAUACGGACAAUUGCUUCGGCCUCAUGGUUUGGUUUUUGCUCUGACAUGCACUGUCAAUGGUGGGACCUUAUAUAGACAGUUGUGUGCCUUUCCAAAUCAUGUCCAAUGAUCAUCAAGGAUGAUCAAUGGAAACAGGAUGCACCAGAGCUCAACUUCGAGUCUCAUAGCAAAGGGUAGCAAAAUACUUAUGUAAAUACGUUUUUGCUUUGUCAUUAUGGGGUAUUGUGUGUGGAUUGCUGAGGACAUUUUUUUAUUUAAUCAAUUUUAGAAUAAGGCUGUAACGUAACAAAAUGUGGAAAAAGUCAAGGGGUCUGAAUACUUUCCGAAGGCCCUGUAUUUCUAGAUGAAACACUGAUUAAGUUUGGUGAAAAAGAGACUAUGAUUUUGUGUGUUGUACUUAGUCAAUUGAAAAUGUGGUUAGAGCUUUGAAACAACUGCCUUUUCGAUGAUCUGUUUUGAGUUUUGUACUAAGAGUUGUGAAAAUGUACCACAUACUUAUGAAAAUGGCACCAAAGCGAUAAAAAAAAAACGUUAAAUGAUUGCUCUGCUACCUGCUGCUUUGCAAGCUGUUCAUGUUGACCUCUUGUGCAUUAACUAUUUUAUUUAAUCAGCAUCAGCUAAGCGAAUCAGGGUGUAUUCAGGUGGCUCAGAGGGUAAACUGGACUGUAUAAUCAGUUGGAUUGACCAAAGAGCCUGAUGACAUUUUCAGAUCAACAUAUUUUUCUAUUGAUGUUAUCAAAUCUCUUCCUCUGUCAUUAACAAAGAAGAGACUCUCUUUGGUUGUGUGCUGUGUGAUUUAAUUCAUUCUACGUUAUGUGGUUGGUUGUGUGUGUUCAGUAUGUGUGAGUCAUUUUACAUCAUGGCAGUUAGUGUCUGUUGGUGGUUGGCCUAGGGUUCACAAGGCCUCAGUCUCCCACAGUACUGUCACCUUUAACCUAGUCUCCCAUAGCCAGACACCAUCUUAUUGUCACAUUCACAAGGUUAAAUUUAAACUCACCUCCUCUCUUUGUAACUUUCCUGAUUGUCUGUCCCUCUGUGUAACUGUCCUGAUUGGCUGUCCCUCUGUGUAGCUAUCCAGAUUGGCUGUCUCUAGGGUUGGCACAAUUAUCGUAUAAUCAUGUAACAUACAAUUAUGGACAAUAACUGUGAACAAAAAAACAUUAUUGUCAUAAUCAUCUUAAUAUUCAUUUUAGGAGUAGGCGGGAUCCAACUUUAUAUUCAAAUAGAUAUAGUUUACCCUAUAGCAGUUUUUCAUUUUUAUAUAACGUGGGUAAAGUUGGGAAUCAUUUUACGAGCAGAACAGCAUGGUCGGGAGGAGAAGCUUCAUUUCCAACAGUUCCAAAUGACAGGGGUGUCACCAAAGCUGUGUUGUAUUCAUUAGGUUGUAUGCAUUAUGAUGCAUUACAAGCUUAAAACAUUUUAAAAACAAAAAUGACAAUUAUGACAAUAACCGAGGCUAUUUGCAUGAUAAUUAAUCGUUUCCCAAACGUCCAUAAUCAUCACAGCCCUAGCUGUCUCUCUGUAUAACUGUCUUGAUUGGCUGUCUGUCUGCAGGGACUUCCUGCCCAGAGGCUCUGGGAUCGUCACCCGCAGGCCCCUUGUCCUGCAGCUCAUCAGCGCCAAUGCAGGUAACACACACACAUACAUUCAUACAUACAUACUGUACAUACACUACCAGUCAAAGGUUUGGACACACCUACUCAUUCAAGGGUUUUUCUUUAUUUUUACUAUUCUCUACAUUGUAGAAUAAUAGUGAAGACAUCAAAACGAUGAAAUAACACAUAUGGAAUCAUAUAGUAACCAAAAAAGUGUUAAACAAAUCAAAAUACAUUUUAAAUUUGAGAUCUUCAAAUAGCCACCCUUUGCCUUGGUGACAGCUUUGCACACUCUUGGCAUUCUCUUAACCAGCUUCACCUGGAAUGCUUUUCCAACAGUCUUGAAGGAGUUCCCACAUAUGCUGAGCACUUGUUGGCUGCUUUUCCUUCACUCUGCCGUCCGACUCAUCCCAAACCAUCUCAAUUGGGUUGAGGUCAGGGGAUUGUGGAGGCCAGGUCAUCUGAUGCAGCACUCCAUCACUCUCCUUCUUGGUAAAAUAGCCCUUACACAGCCUGGAGGUGUGUUGGGUCAUUGUCCUAUUGAAAAACAAAUGAUAGUCCCACUAAGCCCAUUCACUGCAGAAUGCUGUGGUAGCCAUGCUGGUUAAGUGUGCCUUGAAUUCUAAAUAAAUCCCAGACAGUGUCACCAGCAAAGCACCCCCACACCAUAACACCUCCUCCUCCAUGCUUUACGGUGGGAAAUACACAUGCGGAGAUCAUCCAUUCACCCACACCGCGUCUCACAAAGACACAGCGGUUUGAACCAAAAAUCUCACAUUUGGACUUCAGACCAAAGGACACAUUUCCACCAGUCUAAUGACAAGCAGGUCUCUUCUUCUUAUUGGUGUCCUUUAGUAGUGGUUUCUUUGCAACAAUUUGACCAUGAAGGCCUGAUUCACACAGUCCCCUCUGAACAGUUGAUGUUGAGAUGUGUCUGUUACUUGAACUCUGUGAAGCAUUUAUUUGGGCUGCCAUUUCUGAGGCUGGUAACUCUAAUUAACUUAUCCUCUGCAGCAGAGGUAACUCUGGGUCUUCCUUUCCUGUGGCAGUCCUCAUGAGAGCCAGUUUCAUCAUAGCACUUGAUGGUUUUUGCGACUGCACUUGAAGAAACUUUCAAUGUUCUUGAAAUGUUCCGUAUUGACUGACCUUCAUGUCUUAAAGUAAUGAUGGACUCUCGUUUCUCUUAGCUUAAUUGAGCUGUUCUUGCCAUAAUAUGGACUUGGUCUUUUACCAAAUAGGGCUAUCUUCUGUAUAACCCCCCCCUCCCUACUUGUCACAACACAACUAAUUGGCUCAAACGCAUUAAGAAGGAAAUCAAUUCCAUAAAUUAACUUUUAAGAAGGCACACCUGUUAAUUGAAAUGCAUUCCAGGUGACUAACUCAUGAAGCUGGUUGAGAGAAUGCCAAGAUUGUGCAAAGCUGUCAUCAAGGCAAAGGGUGGCUAUUUGAAGAAUCUCAAAUAUAAAAUAUAUUUUGAUUUGUUUAACACUUUUUUGGUUACUACAUGAUUACAUAUGUGUUAUUUCAUAGUUUUGAUGUCUUCACUAUUAUUCUACAAUGUAGAAAAUAGUAAAAAAUAAUGAAAAACCCUUGAAUGAGUAGGUGUGUCCAAACUUCUGACUGGUACUGUACAUACAUACACACACACACACACAAAUACACACACACACACACACACCUAUCUGCAUCUAUCUUCACAGAAUGGGCAGAGUUCUUACACUGCAAAGGGAAGAAAUUCACAGACUUCGAUGAGGUUCGCCAAGAGAUUGAGGCGGAGACUGACCGCAUUACUGGGGCCAAUAAGGGCAUCUCUCCCGUCCCCAUCAACCUGCGCGUCUACUCCCCACAUGGUAGACAUACAUAACCCCUCAUCUACCCUCUUCCCCUCUCUUACUUUCUCUCCCUCCCCCUCAUUUGCUCUCUCUCUCUCUCUCUCUCUCUCUCUCUCUCUCUCUCUCUCUCUCUCUCUCUCUCUCUCUCUCUCUCUCUCUCUCUCUCUCUCUCCCUCUCAAUUAUAUCUCUGUGCUCUCCCUCUCUACUGUGUGUUCGGUGAUAUUCACUAUAAGAUGGGUCCUCCUCUCUCCUUUCCCCCUGCCUGUAGUGCUGAACCUGACCCUGAUCGACCUGCCAGGUAUCACCAAGGUGCCAGUGGGGGACCAGCCGGUGGACAUUGAGCAGCAGAUCAGAGACAUGAUCAUGCAGUUCAUCUGUAGGGAGAGCUGUCUCAUCCUCGCUGUCACCCCAGCCAACUCUGACCUGGCCAACUCAGACGCCCUCAAACUGGCCAAAGAUGUUGACCCCCAGGGUAAGAUGUUGAUCAGAUUGCUAUAUCAUAUUAUGGGGUUAGCUGAUAUUUUAAACACCUAUCCAGGCGUUGUGAGAUCUCGCAGGCAUCUGCAAUGAAGUCAGCCAUGAACGUGGCCUUUGUGUUGUGACUGACUUCUUCUGGCUUGGCCCCUUACCCUUUGACCUCUGACCCCAGGCCAGCGGACCAUAGGAGUGAUCACCAAGCUGGACCUGAUGGAUGAGGGAACAGACGCCAGGGAGGUCCUGGAGAACAAACUGCUGCCCCUAAGGAGAGGUGGGACAUCUCUGUCUCUCUGUCUCUUACUCACUCUUUCGCUCUCUUUCUACCAAUCUCUCUUUUUCUUUGUCCCUCUUUCUCCAUUUCUAUGUCCACCGAUCUACUUCAGUCACCUUUGGUAUCAGCUUUUCUGUUCUAUCCUCUGCACUCGCCUUACAUUUUGGUCCCAUUUUCUUGUGUUCUCAGUCAUGUCUUUUCCAUCAUCCCGUCUGUCUGUGUGUGUUGCCAGGUUAUAUUGGAGUGGUUUCACCCUGUCCAUCUGUGUGUUGCCAGGUUAUAUUGGAGUGGUUUCACCCUGUCCAUCUGUGUGUUGCCAGGUUAUAUUGGAGUGGUUUCACCCUGUCCAUCUGUGUGUUGCCAGGUUAUAUUGGAGUGGUUUCAGCCUGUCCAUCUGUGUGUUGCCAGGUUAUAUUGGAGUGGUUUCACCCUGUCCAUCUGUGUGUUGCCAGGUUUUUUGAAGUGGUUUCACCCUGUCCGUCUGUGUGUUGCCAGGUUAUAUUGGAGUGGUUUCACCCUGUCCGUCUGUGUGUUGCCAGGUUAUAUUGGAGUGGUUUCACCCUGUCCAUCUGUGUGUUGCCAGGUUAUAUUGGAGUGGUUUCACCCUGUCAAUCUGCGUGUUGCCAGGUUAUAUUGAAGUGGUUUCACCCUGUCCAUCUGCGUGUUGCCAGGUUAUAUUGAAGUGGUUUCACCCUGUCCAUCUGCGUGUUGCCAGGUUAUAUUAUAAUAAUAAUAAUAAUAAUAAUAUGCCAUUUAGCAGACGCUUUUAUCCAAAGCGACUUACAGUCAUGUGUGCAUACAUUUUUACGUAUGGGUGGUCCCGGGGAUCGAACCCACUACCCUGGCUUUACAAGCGCCAUGCUCUACCAAUUGAGCUACAGAGGACCACUAUUGAAGUGGUUUCACCCUGUCCGUCUGUGUGUGUUGCCAGGUUAUAUUGAAGUGGUUUCACCCUGUCCGUCUGUGUGUGUUGCCAGGUUAUAUUGAAGUGUUUUCACCCUUUCCGUCUGUGUGUGUUGCCAGGUUAUAUUGAAGUGGUUUCACCCUGUCCGUCUGUGGUUGUUGCCAGGGCUAUAUGGAAGUGGUUUCACCCUGUCCAAUCUGUGUGUGUUGCCAAGGCUAUAUUGGAGUGGUUCAACCCUGUCCAUUGUGUGUUGACCGGUGAUUUGAAGUGAGCCUUCACCCUGUCCAUCUGUGUGUGUUGCCAGGCUAUAUUGGAGUGGUUUCACCCUGUCAAUCUGUGUGUGUUGCCAGGCUAUAUUGGUGUGGUAAACCGCAGUCAGAAGGACAUUGAUGGGAAGAAGGACAUCAAGAUGGCUAUGGCUGCUGAGAGGAAGUUCUUCCUCACUCACCCGGCCUACAGACACAUGGCCGAAAAGAUGGGCACCCCGUGCCUGCAGAAAGUCCUCAACCAGGUAGGCUAACUAACAGACUGCAGACUGACCAGGUUAUGAACAGUAACUGAGUUUCUCCUACAGGUUAUUACGUCCUUGCUAAUCCUCCCAAAGCCCAGCAUAAUAGGCUUGCUUAGCGACGUUAUAUUUAGGGUAAUUUUUGUGUUGUGUUGCCAUAGCAAUUGACCAACCACAUCCGUGACACGCUGCCGGCGUUCCGUAGCAAGCUGCAGACCCAGCUACUGUCUCUCGAUAAGGAGGCCGAGGAGUACCGGGGAUACCGCCCUGAUGACCCGGGACGCAAGACCAAGCAACUGCUGCAGUGAGUCCAUCAGAAAAACAGAAGUUCCACACUCACAAUCAGGGUUAGGGUCAAUUGCGUUUUAAUUCAGUCAAUUCAGUAAAUCAACUGAAAUUCCAAUUUAAAUUGUGUGUGUGUGUGUGUAGGAUGGUGCAGCAGUUCUCAGUGGACUUUGAAAAGCGUAUCGAGGGCUCUGGGGACCAGGUGGAUACUGUAGAGCUCUCUGGUGGAGCCAAGAUCAACCGCAUCUUCCACGAGAGAUUCCCCUUCGAACUGGUCAAGGUUAGAUAGCUAGGCUGAUGCACAUCUUGUUCCUGGGAGUGAUAGCCUGAAAAACUGUCUCUCAUUCUCAUUCUCAAUCUCAAUCUCAAUCUCAAUCUCAAUCUCAACUCCUCAAAUCUCCCCUUUUCUCUCUCUCCCUUUUUCUCUCUCUCUCUCUCUCUCUCUUUUCUCUCUCUCUCCUCCUCUCUCUCCCCUCUCCCCUCUCUCUCUCUCCCUUCUCUCUCUCUCUUCUCUCUCCCUUUUCGGGAUCGCCGGGGGAAAAUUGGAUCAAGAAAAACCCGGGAUCAGUGGGUGAUUUUAUUUUUUAUUUUAUUUUUUAAAUUUUAUACCCCCAAACCUCCCCCUCUCUCACCCCCUUCCUCUUCUUCCUCCCCCCCCCUCUUUUCCUACCCCCACUCUCUCUCUCCUCUCUCUUCCUCUCUCUCUCUCUCUCCCUCUCUCAUCUCUCUCUCUCUCUCUCUCUCUCCUCUCUCUCUCUCUCUCUCUCUCUCUCUCUCUCUCUCCUCUCUCGGUGCGCCUGCAGGACGGGCCUGUUCACUCCAGACAUGGCGUUUGAGGCUAUUGUGAAGAAGCAGAUAGUGAAGAUCAAGGAGCCAUGUAUCAAGUGUGUGGACAUGGUCAUUCAGGAGCUGAUCAACACCGUGCGUCAAUGCACUAACAAGGUAACCUUUUAGUUAAGUCAAGCCUCAUUAUGAUGUUCGCUAGGAUGCACUGUAAAAGGUUGUGUGGUGUGUGUAUCGGUGUCUGUUUGUGUGUGUGUGUUUUUAGCUGGAUUGCUUCCCCAGACUGCGUGAGGAAACCGAGAGAAUUGUGACCUCACACAUCAGAGACAGAGAGAGCAGGGCCAAGGACCAGGUAACACAUACGUAUCUCACACACACACACACACACACACACACAUGUGCACACACACACACACACACACACACACACACACACACACACACACACACACACACACACACACACACAGUACAAAUACACAUGAUAAUGAAUACAGUAGACUUAUUGACCCAGGGGCUAGUAAUACUACACUGUAAAUGAAGCUUCCAUGUAUUGUUGACCAAAUCAUUCUGUCUCCAAUUGCAGGUGUUGCUGCUGAUCGAUGUCCAGCUCUCGUACAUCAACACUAACCAUGAGGACUUCAUAGGCUUUGCUAAGUAA